Molecule: messenger RNA, 2331 nt
Organism: Prunus avium (sweet cherry)
Lineage: Eukaryota; Viridiplantae; Streptophyta; Magnoliopsida; Rosales; Rosaceae
Source: RefSeq, a predicted model, not a curated record
AUGCGUUAUAAGACGACUAUUGAUGAAUGGUCGUUGAUUAAAGAAAGUAAAAUAUGGGAGUUGCCAGAAGGAGACAGAAUCAUGUCAAUCUUGAAGUUGAGUUUUGAUUAUUUGAAAUCACCUUCUUUGAAACAAUGCUUUGCAUAUUGCUCAUUGUUCAUGAAAGAUUUCGAAAUAGAGAGAGAUAACUUGGUUCAACUUUGGAUGGCUCAGGGAUUGCUUGAUCCUCACAGAAGUAAUCUAGACAUGGAGGAUAUUGGCAAUGAAUAUUGUAAAAUUCUAUUAGACCUUUCCUUCUUACGAGAUGCUAUUGUGGAUGACUAUGGCAUUAUUACCAAAUUCACCAUGCACGAUCUUGCAGAAUUUGUAUUCAAAUCCGAAAUCUUGACUGGAGACUUCCAUGAGGAUAAUACACUUGAGAUUCAACAUGUUGCUUGGGUUCCUACUUCCAAACUGGAAACAAUUCGAGAAAGCGGGAGAUUGCGAUCACUAUUUUUAUAUGGCGAAGUCCCUAGUAACAUCCUUCCAAGGUUUAAAGCUUUACGUGUCUUAAAUUUAUUUAAGGCAAUUAUUGAGGAGCUUCCAAAUUCAAUUGGAAAGUUGAAACACUUGAGAUAUCUUAACAUUUCCGAAACAAGAGUCAAAACACUCCCUACAUCUGUUGGCCAGCUUUUUAAGCUACAAACCUUAAGAGCAAUGUGCUGUGCUCUUGAAGAGUUUCCAAAAGAAGUGCAAAAUUUGAUCUACUUGAGACAUGUUUAUUUCGAUAAGAAUAUGAAAUUUCCGCUUGGGAUGGGGCGAUUAACAUGCCUCCGGACAUUACCUCACUUUAGUGUGGGUGAGGGGAUGGGUUGUGGAAUUGAGGAGUUGGCUGGCUUGGACCAAUUGAUAGGUGUAUUGAGUAUUUAUAAUUUGGAACAUGUAAGGGAUGGAGAUGAAGCAAAGAAAGCAAAAUUAGAUGAGAAGAUAAACCUACGCCAUUUGAUAUUUGUAUGGACGAAAGAUAGGCCAACAACAAACCACAGUGAGGAGGCUGUACUAGAAGGCCUCAAACCGCAUCCAGAUUUGGAAAGCCUAAAGAUUAAACAUUUCAUGGGUGUUGAAUUUCCAUCAUGGAUAAUGAGCAGGUCGUUUUUGCUCGGCAACUUGAAGAAGAUUAAAUUACGCUCGUGCAACAAAUGUGAAGGAAUCCCAGCACUCGGUCAUCUACCUAAUCUUAGAGAUAUUGAGAUUCAUGAGAUGGCUAACCUAAAAGGUGUUGGACCUGAGUUUUAUGGUUUUGAUCUUGUUCACGAUGCAGCCACCGCAAGUAAGGGGACUAUAACUUUCUUUCCGGCACUUAAAAAAUUAACCAUUGGUGGGUGCAGUCAGUUAAUUGAAUGGAUGGAAGCACCUGUGAUGUCCACAGAAAAAGUAGUGGUGUUUCCAUGCCUUGAGGAGCUCCAUAUUCGGAGUUGUCCCAAAUUGAGAAAUGUUCCCAGUCAUUUUCCCUCCCUCCAAAAGUUGGACGUAUCUUAUAUUGAAAGGGCCAUGCCAAUAGAAAAAAUAAGCAACGGACUAUCGACUCUCACUUCCCUCAAAAUAAAUGCUAUUAAGGAGCUUACUUGUCUACCGCAAGGGAUAUUGAAGAACAAUAAGAAUCUCACAUCUUUGGAGAUUGAAAAGUGUGAGAACUUAACUUGUAUUGCCCCUGAUGUAUUUGGGUGUGGCGCAUAUCUUCGUGUGCAGGUUGUAAAAUGUUGUGGACAGCUGAGGAAUUUACCCGAUGGGCUAGACACACUCCCUCUUCUUGAGGAGUUGACGAUAAAGUGGUGUCCUAUUCUAAGUUUCAUUCCAAUUACACAAGGCAUCACAUGUCUCCGCGAAUUGAGGAUUGAAUGUUGUGAAGGAUUAUCAGGCCUACCAAGUGGGCUCGAAAAUUGCGAGUCUCUUGAGGUUUUAUAUAAAUGUCGCUGUGCUAAUUUAGCAACCAUAAAUCCAUUUACACACCGCGGGGCUAAAGAACUGCAGGUUGAAGUUGUAGAUUGUGAUAAAUCUUUAGCUCCUCCUACUCCUGAGGAGUUGACUAUACAGCAUUAUAAUAGUCUACUAUCUUUUCCAGCUAUACGCAGUUAUACAUCCCUCCGUCGAUUGAGAAUUGUGAAAUGUGACGGAUCAAAAAGCCUAUUGAGUGGGCUAGAAAUCCUUAUCUCCCUGGAGGAAUUGAAAAUCAUUGAUUGCCCUAAUCUAGAGACUAUUCCCAGUUUACACAACCUCACAUCCCUCUGUCGGCUGGAGAUUUCUGAUUGUGGGAAAUUAAAAGAACUUCUGGCCUCUCUCCCAAAUGCAGAC